GACGUGCCUUGAUGCCUUCCUACCUUGAAAUGUGUCCUCCGAAGGCAGUAUUUUCCAGUUUUCGGACGCAGCCCACGCAAGAGCGCCAUGGCUUGUCGGACAAAGCAACAGUAAGGGCAGGUCUUUGCGAUGGGUCAAUUAGCCUAUUUUUAAAUGAAUUUUGAAAAUUUGCCUUGUAAUUUUAAUUUGAAAAUAAUUUGAUGACGUGUUUACAGGCGCGAGAGCAGCGCAAUCUGUCACUCACAUGAGACCCACCGAUAAGCCACGCCCUACAUAUUUUCUUGUUUGAGAAGCCGCUUCACUCAAAAUGGAAGAAAAUACUAUAACUUCCAUUUAAGCCGACUAUAAAAAAAACAAAAACUGAUUAAAACUUUACCUAAAAUUAAAAUAAAACCAUAAAGUCUAAAAAAUUAAAACUAAUUUAAAAUGUUUAUAAAAAAUAUUAGCAUCUCAAUGAUCGUAAAAACACUGUACACAUUUAAAGGAAUGAGAACUUGGGUGGAAAAUGUGCUUGAAUGUCACGGAAUGCGAAAAAGAUCUAAAAAUAGCUUUGAUGUUCUGCAUUAAAUCGGGGGUGAAAAUGAAGCCUGAAUGCUGGGACACUGCUGGCUCGAGGGGCUCUGUGGUCAUGUGAACACAGGAACAAGAGACUGGCCAUUGGAUGAGCACAUCUGACAUCCCUAAAGGACCCUGGAUGCUGCGAGACACAGACGCGACGGGCACCAGCGCCGUUCUUCCAACAUCCAGGAGCGCGAACGCAAUGAAGUAGGUCAUUCACGCAUAGACACGCACACAUGCAACCCCUCCCCUCCCCUCCAUCUCUCUCUCUCUCACACACACACACACACUGUACAUCACUGAUGACUGAACACACACACCAGCUCCUCUCUCCUCGUGCUCCAGCAGACCCUUCACAAAGAAAGCAGGAAACACAAAACAGGAGAGCAGAAAAGACUGGGAUUUUUCCACAUGAGCGCAGGACUGGAGAGCAAAGCUGAGGAUGUAGAGCGGUGCACAGUGUGUUUUGUUUAACAGAGCUCUGAUCCACACGUCCUUCAGGAGUGCUGAGGAAACUCAUUCUUUGUGAUUGAAAACCAUGCUUUUUUGUAAGCACAACAAACGAGGAAUGAAUUCCUAGACGGCUGAGGUCUGGACGCGCGUUUGGAUGCAGGAACAUGAGGGAGAGAGACAGCAGGGCACCAGCAGUGCCCAGGUGGGGGUUCUCGCAGUGGGACGGGGCAGUGAGACGGGCGGGGCUCCGGUCGAGGACAUGCAGGCACUGUCAAUCACGUCUCUCUCCGCCUCUGAGGUAGAACAGCAGUAUGAGCUGAUCGGUGCUUUGGGGAAGGGCACCUACGGCAAAGUCGACUUGGUGGUGCACCGGACACAGGGUACUAAACUGGCUCUGAAGUACGUGAGUAAGAACAAGACGAAGCUGCGUAGUUUCCUGCGCGAGUACAGCCUGACGGCGGCGCUGGGCUGCAGCCCGUUUAUCAUCAAAGUUCUGAACGUCCUGUUUGAGACGGAGGACAGCUACGUGUUCGGCCAGGAGUACGCACCUGCGGGAGACCUGUUCGACAUCAUCCCACCUCAGGCCGGUUUGCCGGAGGAGAUGGUCAAACGCUGUGUUCAGCAGCUGGGUUUGGCUCUGGAUUUCAUGCACAGCAAGAGUCUCGUCCAUCGUGAUGUGAAGCCAGAAAACGUUCUGCUUUUCGACCGCGAGUGCCGACGUGUGAAAUUGGCAGAUUUAGGAAUGACACGGCGGGCGGGCAGCCGGAUCAAGCGGAUCAGCGGCACCAUCCCAUACACUGCUGCUGAGGUGUGCCAGGCCUCGGUUUCAGAGGGCAUCAUCGUGGCGACGACCCAGGACGUGUGGGCAUUUGGAGUUCUGCUCUUCUGCAUGCUCACGGGAAACUUUCCAUGGGAAGCGGCGUUGCCUAACGACGCAUUCUUUUCGGAAUUUCAGCGCUGGCAACGGGGGGCGUGUCCUCCUGGCGCCGUUCCCUCCCAAUGGCGGCGUUUUUCUGACGAUGCGUUACGCAUGUUCGGUCGGCUGUUGGCGUUGGAGCCGGAGCGGCGCUGUGGGGUUAAAGAGGUGUUCUACUUCCUGAAAUACGACCUGCUGAAUCAUCAUCGCCGCAGAGCUUCCUGUAGGGUGCCUAGGGGAGGUUCCGCACGUUGCUCCGCCCACAGACACGCAGAGCCCUCUCCUCCUUCAGGCGCUUCCUGUCUACGCCCCACCCCCCUCAAACGUAGCAUCCUGUCUGAACCACAUUCUUCAAGGGAAGAGUCCUCCAAAAGCCCGUCGCCCAACCGCCAAGACAAGAGUAAAGUAAUGAUGACUACUCCUAUUGAGAUUUGUGUAUGAAAUGUACGGCUUUCACCGGACGGCCGGGAAACAGGUAGCAAUAUUACUUCAGGACUACUGCUGGAAAAACGUUUGCACAAGAACGACAAGAACGGCAUAGGUGAUAAAGAACUAGCAAAAAUAUUACAUGGUGACUUCGAAACCUCACUAAUUUAGAGUAGGUCAGGAUCAACUUAUAGGUCACUUUAGCACUAGAAAUUAAUCCGUUUCUCAAGAAAAAACAUGCUGAAUUUCAUAUAAUUGCUUUCAAUUUUAAAGGAAUAGUUCACUCAAAAAAAAAAGAAAAUAAAAAAAAUAGCCUUAUGUCGUUUCAAACCCAUGUCUUUCUUUCUUACGGAGCCCCUAAAGGGACAUGGGAAGGAAAAAAUAUUUCAAUGCAAGUUUUGCGUUCCCCCGAGAAACUGCAUUCGCUCGAAAAACUUUUGUGUUUGCGAGCGAACGCAAAGUUUCUCGGGGGAACGCAAAACAUUUGGAAGAGAACGCAAAAGCAUUGAAAUAUACAUUUUCCUCCCAUCUCAUAUAAUAUAUCCCUUUAGGGGCUCUGUACUUUCUUGCGUGGAACACGAAUGAAGAAAUACUGCACAUCGCUCCACAACGGGUACUGUAGUUGUUAAGAUCCUGAAAUGACAUCAAAGUACCGUAUUCUGAGUCCUCUAUAGCCAUAUGAUAGAUUUAUGUGAAGAAAAGUCAUUGUUAACCAAAAAUUGUAUUGAUGCGUAUUUUUGCUUCAAAUAUUGUGCAUCUUCACUAUCAGAAAGAAUGUGCAAAAAUCAUACCUUUAACUUGUCACUGAGGCAGUACCUGUAAAGGUGUAUAUUAGUGCAUAUUACUUUUCUAAGGUACUAAUAUACCCCUUUUAGGAGUAGAUAAAGUACAAAGAUGUCCCUUUAAGGAAACUGACCAAUGACAAGCUGUUGUAUAAUUUUUGCACACAUUGCUCCUGGUCAUUGACAUCAAAUUUGAUGCAUCUUGAUGUACUGUAUUUGAAUUCAAUAAUAUUUGAGAGUUACUGCAUGCAGGAAACACUUUCAACUCACAUUUUAAUCUGUUUCUUGCUCAAAGCUGAUCAACGUGUGGCUUUACAAGGCUUAGAAUAUAGUGUAAAGACUUCUUUUGUAGUGCUUUUUUGUCUUUGAAGCCAGAGUUAUUUUAGUAUAAUUGAUAUGCUAUUUUAGAUUGUUAUAUUUUGAAUUUUAUUUGAAUUUUAGGGGAAGUUUUAAUCAUUUUUAUUAGAUUUUUUUUUUUAAAUUUGUGUAUAGUUUUAGACUUUUAAUUUUUAGUUUUAGAUAUUUCAGUACUUUAAAUGAAUAUUGAGAAAUGCAACUAGUUUUUUAAAUAUUUUAUUUUAUUUCAGUUCUGUCAUUACUCUCGGAGAGAUUGGAUAUGGCAGUUUUAAUGUAUUUGGUCUUGGUGGAAUAGAUCUGCUACGUUGCUGCUGCUGCAGAGCAAGUACCAAGACUUGCUACUGCCAAUGCAUUCGCAGACUUGUGAACAUGUAAGACAUGCUGCUGCUGCUGCACAUAUAACAUACAUGAAAUGACCCCCAAAGCAGAUCUAUACAGGUUUCUGAAAGCGUGCUGCAGACUGCUAACAGCAACACUACCAGUAUUUGAAUGUUGAGCCGCAGCUCAUUGGCCUCUGAUGCAACAGCAACCCAAUCAGCUACAGUAUGUAGAUAGCGAUGUGAUCGCUACCAAAUUGAGUUGAGCCUGCGCCGUCUAGAGUUUCAUGACAGAACUAGGUAUUUAAUGUUUAUUUUAUUUCUAUUAAUGAUUUUUUUUUAUGGUUUUGGUUUAGUUUUAGCUAAGGAUAAUAACCCUGCUUGGAGCUUUUUAAUGGAAUCAAUUAUCUGUUAAUGACAUGAUGGAGAGUGAAUGAUGUUGGGUGAACUAAACCUUUAAUGUAAUGUGGCUUCUAGGGUUGCACGAUUAAUUGGAAGAAAACCGAAAUCACUUAUAUUUCCUAUUUUGUUAAAUAUUUUUAUUUAGUAAUAAUAAUAAUAAUAAUAAUAAUAAUAAUAAUAAAUAUUAUUUUAUAGUCAUUAAAAUAUAAUUACAAAAUUUUGGGCCAAAUUGUGCAGCCCAACAAAAAAGUGCUGCAAAUUUGAAAUUCAAUUUUUUUACUCGAAUUGUGCAGCCCUAGUGGCUUCCAUAUUUUUAUAGGAUCUUAAAGGGAUAGUUCACAGUAAAAUGGUCCCGCUCGCGCUUGACCAUAUAAUGGCAGUGAAUAGCGACCAGCAUCAAGCUUUUAAAGAUGAUGCAAAAGUAUCACAGAAGGAUCCCAUGCAACACUUGCCAUAUAUUCCAAGUGUUCUGGGGUUAUACGAUAGGGUUUAGUGAAAAACAAACCGAAAUUUAAAGGUGCCCUAGAAUUAAAAAUUGAAUUUAUCUUGGCAUAGUUGAAUAACAAGGGUUCAGUUCAUGGAAAUGACAUACAGUGAGUCUCAAACACCAUUGUUUCCUCCUUCUUAUAUA
Megalobrama amblycephala (Wuchang bream) is the source of this 4842-nucleotide messenger RNA. RefSeq names its product SH3 domain binding kinase 1 (gene sbk1). Gene Ontology annotation, biological process: peptidyl-serine phosphorylation; peptidyl-threonine phosphorylation. The transcript is spliced from 4 exons. Bases 1166 to 2368 code for a protein of 400 amino acids. Gene Ontology annotation, molecular function: ATP binding; protein serine/threonine kinase activity. Lineage: Eukaryota; Metazoa; Chordata; Actinopteri; Cypriniformes; Xenocyprididae. The record is from RefSeq and is a predicted model, not a curated record.